Molecule: messenger RNA, 1366 nt
Organism: Jatropha curcas
Lineage: Eukaryota; Viridiplantae; Streptophyta; Magnoliopsida; Malpighiales; Euphorbiaceae
Product: protein trichome birefringence-like 43
Cellular component (GO): Golgi apparatus
Molecular function (GO): O-acetyltransferase activity
Source: RefSeq, a predicted model, not a curated record
UUCUUUUGUCCUCUGUGUAUCCAAUCCAACCAACUCUCCUCUCUUUGUUUCUUUCUCUCUCUGUGUGAAAAUGGGUGGUUUCGCCAUUGGGGCAAAACUAAUGGUGUUGGUGGUGCUUUCUUUAGUGCAGCAUAUCAAUGGAAAGCAAAUCUCAAAGGGGAAUGGAAUAGGGAGUAGAGGAUGUGAUAUUUUUGAAGGGAGUUGGGUUCUUGAUGAUUCUUAUCCUCUCUAUUCUUCCUCCCAAUGUCCUUUCAUUGAAAAACAGUUUGAUUGUCUUAAAAAUGGUAGACCAGACACUCACUUUCUCAGCUACAGAUGGAACCCUUCUCAUUGCACCAUUCCAAGGUUUGACGGUAGAGAUUUUUUAUCGAAACUGAAAGGGAAAAGCAUAAUGUUUGUAGGAGAUUCAUUGAGUUUAAACCAAUGGCAAUCGCUCACAUGUUUGCUUCAUGUGGCUGUUCCUCAGGCUAACUAUACGUCCGUCAGAAUUGGAGGGCUCUCUAAUUUCACUUUUCCGGAAUUUGAUGUGAAAGUGAUGUUCUCUCGCAAUGCAUUUUUAGUUGACAUUGUAACCACAAGCAAUGGUACUGCUAUUCUCAAACUUGACUCCAUUGAAGGUGGAAAAUUAUGGAAAGAGAUGGAUGUGGUGAUCUUCGAUACUUGGCAUUGGUGGCUUCAUUCAGGAAAAAAGCAACCAUGGAAUUUUGUGCAGGAGGGCAACCUUACUUACCCAGACACGGAUAGAUUGGUACUCUAUGAGAAAGCCUUAAAUACUUGGGCUAAAUGGGUAGAAACUGAUGUAGAUCCCACAAAAACCAUGCUCUUCUUUCAAGGAGUUUCACCAGAUCAUACGAAUGGAACAGAAUGGGGGGAGCCCAAAGCAAAUGCCUGUGAAGGUCAAAAGCAACCAUUCUAUGGGUCAAACUAUCCAGCAGGUCCACAUCCAGCAGAGCUAGUACUGGAGAAAAUAUUGAAAGGAACGUUAAAACCAGUCCAAUUGUUGAAUAUCACAAGCCUUUCGCAGCUGAGGAAAGAUGGGCACCCUGCGGUUUAUGGUCAUGGAGGCCAUAAUGAUAUGGACUGCACCCAUUGGUGUCUAGCUGGUGUUCCUGAUACUUGGAAUCAGCUUCUAUACGCAGCUCUUCUUCCAAUUAGUUAUAACUAGUUUAUUUUUCAUUAUUAUUAUUAUUAUUAUUAUUAUUAUACUUGAAUAAAUUGAAGGAGAAGAUAAGAACAAUGUUUAUAUAUGUACAAAAAUACACAAAUAUAGAUAUAGAAAUGUAUUAAAUGAUAUAAAUUAAUGAUUUAAUACACAAUCAUAGCCAUGAUUUAAGACUUUAACUCAAGUAAUCAUAUAUUUACACAA